GGCGACAAUGGCGCUCCAGUGAUGAGGAAAUAUAAGGGGCGCAAUCUGUUAUCCGGUGUCCUGUCCGACAGGAGAGGUAUCGGGCGAGAAUACAGGAAAUAUAUGUUUGCGACACAUAUCCGUUCUAAUCUUGAUUUCAUUUGCUAUUACACCGGAGUAUGUGUAAGUGGCUAUGACGAGUAUUCGGACACCACCGUUUAUCCGUCUAAUCCGCCGGAUGUGGUUAUUAUUCCGAACGAUAACGUAAACAGAACUCUUGGCAACGGCAUGCAAUUUUUAUUGUUGUUUUGGCUAAUCUGUACCCGUUACCGCCAAAUUUUUGCCUCCUAA
This is a messenger RNA of Gongylonema pulchrum, 330 nucleotides long. NCBI's taxonomy places the organism in Eukaryota, Metazoa, Nematoda, Chromadorea, Rhabditida, Gongylonematidae. The record is from the annotation of a GenBank genome assembly.